Molecule: messenger RNA, 1428 nt
Organism: Phragmites australis (common reed)
Lineage: Eukaryota; Viridiplantae; Streptophyta; Magnoliopsida; Poales; Poaceae
Product: universal stress protein PHOS32-like
Exons: 2
Coding region: 193-969 (258 amino acids)
Source: RefSeq, a predicted model, not a curated record
CCGGAUCACACCGCAACUCGCAUCGCACUCUGGCUGCUCUGCACUCCAUUCCAUUUCAAACAAAAACCUCUCUCUGCUCUCGCCUCCGGCCCGGAUCAAACCGCCACCGAAAAAUCCCCCCAAAAAACCAGCAGUUCGCAGUAGUAAACGCGGCAGAACCCUAGCGCCCACCCUCUGACUCCCAUCCAUCCCAUGGCGGCCAACCACUCCUCCGGCACCGACAUGGCCUCCUCCUCUCCGGCGCCCCCGGCGCCGGUGCGGCUUUCCGCGGCGGCGCAGGCGGCCGCGAUCCAGCCCUCCUCCCCGCGCUUCUUCUUCUCCUCGCUGGUCGGUACCAACCCGGCCUCCCCGCACCGCCGCAUCGCCAUCGCCGUCGACCUCUCCGACGAAUCCGCCUUCGCCGUCAAGUGGGCCGUGCAGAACUACCUCCGCCCCGGGGACGCCGUCGUGCUGCUCCACGUGCGCCCCACGUCCGUGCUCUACGGCGCGGACUGGGGCUCCAUCCCGGUCUCCGUCUCCGACGAGGGCGCCGGCGCGGACGGGGAGGAGGGCGCCUCCGAGGAGGAGCUGCAGAAGAAGCGGGAGGAGGACUACGACGCGUUCACCUCCACCAAGGCGCAGGACCUGGCGCAGCCGCUGGUCGACGCGCAGAUCCCCUUUAAGAUCCACGUCGUCAAGGAUCACGACAUGAAGGAGCGCCUCUGCCUCGAGGCCGAGCGCCUGGGCUUGUCCGCUAUGAUCAUGGGAAGCCGCGGUUUCGGCGCCUCGCGCAAGGGCGGGAAGGGGAGGCUUGGGAGUGUUAGUGAUUACUGCGUGCAUCACUGUGUCUGCCCGGUUGUGGUUGUUCGCUACCCCGAUGAUGCUGCAGGUGCUGGUGGGGAGGCAGCAGGGGCAACAGAUGAGCUGCACACUGUGCCCGAGGAUGAACCUGUGUAUCACGAUGCCCCUGAGGUUCACAAAGAAAACUGAGGCAAUGGCAUGCAGCUGAAGCAGGAAGGAAAACAUGAGGCUUGUAGCCAGGCGAUCCAUGUGUAUUUGGAAGAUGCAACUGGUUGCUUAUCUUUGCUUCUUUGCUUUUAUAUCUGCUGCGUAUCAUAAACUGGGUUGACCAGCAGUCUGCUUUCCGUUUUGAGUUUCAUAUCGGAGUCCUAGAUCAUCGGAGUCUUUGUUGGUUUGCUUGCGAGAUGUUUAUAUUGUCGGACGCCAUGUAGAGUACACGUCCCGUGGGUAGGAGCUGUCUUACGGAUGUUUAUGCUGGGGCUGGGCUCCUAAAUUUAUCUUAUUUUGCAAGACCGUUGUAUUCUCUCGUAGUUCUCAACACGCUAUCAUCUGCUCUAUUCAGCCUGGUUUGUAUUGGAUACUUGGUUAAUGGAGUACUUUCUGUAUUUACUACUCGGAUAUUGGAUAGAAUAAUUGCCUAGUUGGAUA